AUGACCUAUCCUAUUGAGAAACAUGUCAUGAUGACUUGGAAAGAAUCUCUUUUCCUCUUUGGCCUAUUAGGCUGUUGCAAUGCCUUGUAUUUCCACAUUGGGGAAACAGAACGGAAAUGCUUCAUAGAGGAACUCCCCGACGACACCAUGGUUGUUGGAAAUUAUAAGGUGGAAUUAUAUGACCCAAGAAGCAAAGGAUUCAUGCCGUCCAACCCUGGGAUUGGGAUGCAUGUUGAGGUCCGGGAUCCCUCUGACAAGAUCAUGAUGUCCAAGGUGUACAGUGCUGAAGGGCGGUUUACAUUCACAUCACAUGAGCCUGGGGAACAUAUAAUCUGCCUGUACUCCAACAGCACCAAGUGGUUCUCUGGGGCUCAGUUGAGAGUGCACCUGGACAUCCAAGUAGGAGAGCAUGCUAUAGACUAUGCCAAUGUGGCCAAGAGUGAGAAGCUGAGUGAGCUUCAGCUGCGCAUCCGCCAGCUCCUUGAUCAAGUGGAGCAGAUUACCAAGGAACAAAAUUAUCAACGGUAUCGAGAGGAGCGAUUCCGUCAGACCAGCGAGUCAACAAAUCAGCGGGUGCUGUGGUGGUCUGUGACACAGACCCUCAUCCUGCUGGCCAUGGGAACCUGGCAGAUGCGUCAUCUCAAAUCCUUUUUCCAAGCCAAAAAGCUUGUCUAAGGUCUCUCACCACAUCAAACGUGUUCCAUGAAUGUUCUUAUCACUGAGAGUGUGUCUGUCCUUUUGAGACCUAGAUGCAAUUUGUGACUGGAAAAGUUAAGUUAUGAAUAAAAGACCUUUAUUGACCACAAUCAAGA
Messenger RNA from Darwinula stevensoni, 812 nucleotides. The record is from the annotation of a GenBank genome assembly. NCBI's taxonomy places the organism in Eukaryota, Metazoa, Arthropoda, Ostracoda, Podocopida, Darwinulidae.